Molecule: messenger RNA, 2274 nt
Organism: Dendroctonus ponderosae (mountain pine beetle)
Lineage: Eukaryota; Metazoa; Arthropoda; Insecta; Coleoptera; Curculionidae
Product: tetraspanin-7-like
Exons: 5
Coding region: 194-922 (242 amino acids)
Cellular component (GO): membrane
Source: RefSeq, a predicted model, not a curated record
UGUAACGGUAGGGAAUAUCCUGAAAACAUAGUCUGGAUAGGGAGCGACUAGUAUAUCUCUUGCUACAAGGACAAUUCUGCCGAUAAAAUUGUGAUCAUUUCAAUUAUAUACUGCCGUCGAAUACAUCAUAAGUAUUGUCCCAGCACAUCGCAAUUAAUUUCUAUAGAGUUCGGCUGAUCCAUUAUUAUAAAAUAUGGGUAAACAUUUGCAGACUGUUGCAGCCCUUGCCUGCAUGAAAACCCUCCUGAUGGUUUUUAACUUCAUAUUUUGGAUUUCUGGAAUUGCCAUUUUGGCAAUUGGUAUAUGGAUGGAAGUGGAACUUUACAAAUACAUGGAAAUGAGUACUGAAUUCAGUGGAACUGCCCCGUAUGUUCUAAUAGGGACCGGGUCCUUAAUUUUAGUGAUAGGUUCAUUGGCGUGUUGUUGUACUGUUAAAGGGCAACCAGUACUGCUAUAUGUGUACGGAGCCUUUUUAGCCAUCGUUUUUGUUCUGGAACUGGGUGCUGGCAUAUCCAUAUUCGCAUACCGUUCGAAGUUGACUGAAGGCUUCGACAAAGGACUUACUCGUGUUAUGGUGAAUUAUCAUAACGACAGUAACUCCCAAGUCUCUUCUGAUUUGGAUCUAGUUCAGGAAACGUUGAAAUGCUGCGGUAACCAUAAUGCAAGCGAUUGGCUAAAUCUUCCUCACAGGAUGCCCAUUCCAUCUUCUUGCUGCAUUCAGGAUGGAUGUAGAACUGAAGAGAAGUAUCAUGAAAUAUACACGCAGGGUUGCUAUGAAAAAGUAAUCGACUUUUUGAAUAAAAACUUCAAAGUUGUUGCUGGCGCCGCUAUAGGAAUCGCCUUCUUCCCGUUAGUAGGAGUAAUUUUAUCCUGCUGCCUAGCAAGUGUUAUAAACAAAACUAAAUAUGAACCAAUGGCUUAAGACUUCAAUUCACUACAAUAACGCACACAAAGGACAAGCCAGACAACGUAAAACAUCAAAAUAUUACUUUUCAACGAUUAGACUAAUAUUCAAGUACUUUAUACAUAUGUAUUUUAUAAGUACACUUUGCAAACUUUUUUUGUUCCAUUUGUUACAUUUUUUCAUUUAUUGCAACAUUUUUUUAAAUGAAAUAUGUCGUGCCCACAUACAUUUUAAUAAAGUCAUUUUAGGUUGAAAAUAACAUAACUAAAUAAGUAUAUCCUUCACGAUGUUAAAAACACCGCUAGUAUAAAAUUUAUAAAUUAAGUCAAGACUUAAGCUAUUAUGCUUUCUUUGUUCUAAAUAUACGUAACUAUUAUUUUCUAAUUUUGAAGUAAAUUUAUGGCGUUAGCAUAUUUAUCAAUUUUUUAUUAGUAAAGGAUAUAUAUUACCAAAUAAUACAAAUUAUUCAUUAUAAUUAUUACUUUGCUUUAAUUCAAUACUGGACAUAUAAAUAGAAGAGCAUACAAAUCAUUUUUUACGCAGGUCUUUGUUUGUGUUUAUUAAAUAAUGUUGUUAUUUCGAAUUGCCUUAUUAGUACAUCUACUCUAUAGUGCAAAGCUGCAUAAUUUUGAAUCCACUUUAAUGGCUUUGAUGAAUUUAACCUUUAUUAUAAUCCAUACAUCUCAAUUUAUUUUCAGCCUUUCAGUUGUUAACUUUUAAGCCCUUCAAACCCCGUCAUUUCGGCACGUCUGAAUCCCCAUUUAUGUCCUGCUUCCAUUCCUUUAUUAUCCAUCGGGGAUAACUCCAUUUCAUGGUAUUAAAACAAAAGCAUUUGCAUUCACUGUGUUUAAAAAAUACAAGUACCUACUUGAUAGUUAAAAUUAUAGUUUCCAUUCUUAUUGCUAUUUAGAUUAGAUUCUAACUAAUUUUACCUAUAAUUUGUUUUCUUAAUAGUAUUAUUUUUUGCUGACUGACAUUUUUAAGUUGUUUAGAUCUUUUCUAGACUCCACUCAAUUAAAGCUUUCUAGAAACAGAUAUAUUUUCUAACUCGUUUGCUCAUCACUGAAACCUAAGGUAUUUUUGACCGCAGAGUGAGAGUUACAUAAUGUCCUAAAAAACUAUAUUUUUGAAGUUUUAAACUGUAUAUACCUAUGUAAGGAAAUAUUUACUAAAUAUGGAAUGCCAAUUUAACGUAAUUUCUAAUAUUAUCAACAUGUGAAGAGCAUUCCAUAUUUUUAUAUAAGUAUAUAAUAUACUAAUUUGCACAAAAAUAUAUUAUACAUUAUAUGCACUUUACUAAUUCCUAUAUUUCAAUGUAUAUCUUAAGCCUCUGUAUCUUUAUAUUAGUAAUAAAAUAAACCAUUGUAAAA